UUGAUUUAUCAAUUUCCAUCUGACCCCUUUACAUAUUCCAAGAAUCUUCUCAUCAAAUUUUCAAUUCUUGAUAUUCUCUAUUCCUUCACAAAGCUUUCAGCAACUUUUAAUCACCUAACAACUUGCAGAAAAUAAAGUGGAAAAAAAAAUAUACACCAUUUUUUUUCCUGUUAAAACUGAUAUAAACAGUAAUGUGUGUGCAAGAUUCAGAGGAAGUGAGUGAGGAUAUGGAGAAUUUGGACAUUUCCAAGACUGAUUGCAGUGAAAAGAUCAGAUCUUUACAAAUAGAAAGUGAAUUCCCAAAUACUCAUAAAGAGAAAUUUGAAAAAAACUCAUCUUCUAGCUAUGCUGUGAUGAGAAAUUCAUUCCCAAUGGAAAGUAUAUCUGAGGAUACGACUAUUGCAGACCGUCAGCAUAUACUCUUCAAUAAAUUCCUCCCAACUCUUAGGUCCGGAGAGUGGUCUGAUAUUGGAGGCCGUCGUGAUAUGGAAGAUACUCACAUCUGUAUUGCAGACAUGGCUAAGAACUUUGGUCAUAGUAUUAGUGAUGAGGAAGCUAUCUCCUUCUAUGGAGUCUUUGAUGGACAUGGUGGAACGGGAGCAGCACUAUUUGUACGCGACUGCUUACCAAGAAUCAUCGUAGAGGAUGCAGAUUUCCCUUUGAAGCUCGAAAAAGUGGUCAGUAAAUCUUUUUUGGAGACCGAUGCUGCUUUUGCCAAUUCAUGCUCCCUCGAUUCUGCCUUGUCCUCAGGCACAACUGCACUCACUGCUAUGAUAUUUGGAAGAUCAUUACUCGUGGCAAAUGCUGGUGACUGUCGAGCUGUUCUCUCUCGAGGUGGACUGGCUAUAGAAAUGUCAAAGGAUCACAGACCUUGUUGUGUCAAUGAAAGAACACGUGUUGAGUCCUUGGGUGGAUUUGUCGAUGAUGGCUAUUUGAAUGGACAGUUGGGCGUGACCCGAGCACUGGGUAACUGGCACAUCAAGGGUCUGAAGGAAGUUGAUAAAGGUGGUCCAUUGAGUGCUGAACCUGAACUAAAACUGCUUACACUGACUAAGGAGGACGAGUUCCUGAUCAUCGGCAGUGAUGGAAUUUGGGAUGUUUUCAGAAACCAAAAUGCAGUGGAUUUUGCCCGGAGGAGACUGCAAGAACACAACAAUGUGAAAUUAUGCUGCAAGGAAAUAGUAGACGAGGCCAAAAAACGCGGUGCCAUAGACAACUUAACAGUAGUCCUGGUAUGUUUUCACUCCGAGCCACCACCACCUAUCGUAUUCCAAAGAUCAAGAAUCAGGAAGUGUAUCUCUGCCGAGGGGCUUCAGAAUCUGAAAUCUUUACUCGAAGGGUAGAGCUAUCGCGUACAAAAAAUUUAACUUUGGCAGCAGUUGAGAACGAAUUCGACUUUGUAAAUAUCUCUGAGAUAGACCUUGUAAUGUUCCAAUUUAGAACUGAAGCAGAUGGAAUAAAAGCUUGAGGGAGAAAUGAGCAAGCCAUUGAACCAAAAAUUUGUAAAUAAUUCAUUCUUCAAUUGUAUGCACCCUUUACUGAAAGGGCACACAUUUAAAAUUCA
Solanum verrucosum is the source of this 1564-nucleotide messenger RNA. Its product is annotated as probable protein phosphatase 2C 27. Gene Ontology annotation, biological process: protein dephosphorylation. The coding region runs from base 192 to 1343 and encodes 383 amino acids. The record is from RefSeq and is a predicted model, not a curated record. The transcript has 4 exons. Lineage: Eukaryota; Viridiplantae; Streptophyta; Magnoliopsida; Solanales; Solanaceae. Gene Ontology annotation, molecular function: protein serine/threonine phosphatase activity; cation binding.